CCGAGGUGCCGCGCGCCAGACCCUCCGCGGCCCGCCAUGGCCCCGCGCCGGCGCCGCAAGCCGGAGACCCCGAGUAGGCGCUCCCCGACCCGCGGGACGCCCCGGCCGAGCACCUCAGGUGCCGCUGUCACUCGGCGCGUUCGGCGCUUCACCUGGCUCCGAGAGAUCCGAAAGCUACAGAAGAGCACAGACCUCUUGCUGAGGAAGGCGCCCUUCAGCCGCGUGGUAAGAGAAAUAUGUGCUAAAUUCACCCGCGGUGUGGACUUCAGCUGGCAAGCUCAGGCCCUGCUGGCCAUUCAAGAGGCCGCGGAAGCAUUUUUAGUUCAUCUCUUCGAAGAUGCCUACCUCCUCUCCUUACACGCUGGCCGAGUCACUUUGUUCCCCAAGGAUGUGCAGCUGGCCAGGAGGAUCCGCGGCAUUCAGGAAGGACUCGAAUUCAGACCCUCUCCUGUGUCAUUUCUGGAAGAGGAUGUGUGCGGAGAUGGGGACAGGCAGAACUCUGAUAUCAACCAUCAGUCCAACAGUUAUUCCUUGUGA
This is a messenger RNA of Octodon degus (degu), 537 nucleotides long. It is a transcript of the gene Cenpa, whose product is annotated as centromere protein A. Gene Ontology annotation, molecular function: structural constituent of chromatin; protein heterodimerization activity; DNA binding. The coding region runs from base 37 to 537 and encodes 166 amino acids. The transcript is spliced from 6 exons. Lineage: Eukaryota; Metazoa; Chordata; Mammalia; Rodentia; Octodontidae. The record is from RefSeq and is a predicted model, not a curated record. Gene Ontology annotation, cellular component: nucleosome.